UCAGAUAGUAAGAAAUAGUCCCUAUCAAACAGGAUCAUAAAGUCUUAUUCAAAGACCAAAUGUAUGAAGAGCUGGUUUGAAUUGGAGCGAGACCUCACCGGCAGCUGGUGUUGCAAAGCAUUGAAGGAGAUAUCCGGCAUGAAGCCAGUGAUUUUCCAUGUAAAGUGGCCAAACAUCCCAGAAACAAAAACCGGAACAGGUACAGAGAUGUGAGCCCCUUUGACCACAGCCGAAUUAAGCUAAACAAAGGUGACAAUGACUAUAUCAAUGCCAGCUUGAUAAAAAUGGAAGAGGCCCAAAGAAGCUACAUCCUUACCCAGGGUCCUCUGCCAAAUACUUGUGGUCACUUUUGGGAGAUGGUUUGGGAACAGAAAAGCCGUGGUGUUGUCAUGCUCAACAGAGUGAUGGAAAAAGGAUCGAUAAAGUGUGCACAGUACUGGCCACAGAAAGAGGAGAAAGAAAUGCUCUUUGAGGAUACAAACUUGAAGUUAACCUUGAUCUCUGAAGAUAUAAAAUCAUAUUACACAGUACGACAGCUAGAAUUGGAAAACCUUGCUGCACAAGAAACUAGAGAAAUUCUGCACUUUCACUAUACCACGUGGCCUGACUUUGGAGUCCCAGAAUCUCCUGCUUCAUUCCUCAACUUCCUGUUCAAAGUGAGAGAGUCUGGCUCACUGAGUCAUGAGCACGGACCUAUUGUGGUGCAUUGCAGUGCAGGAAUUGGAAGAUCAGGAACUUUUUGUUUGGUUGAUACGUGUCUUCUACUGAUGGACAAAAGGAAAGAUCCUUCUUCUGUGGACAUUAAGCAAGUUCUCUUAGAAAUGAGAAAGUACAGAAUGGGGCUUAUACAGACAGCAGAUCAACUUCGUUUCUCUUACUUGGCUGUUAUUGAAGGAGCAAAAUUUAUUAUGGGGGAUGCUUCAGUGCAGGAGCAGUGGAAAGAGCUUUCCAAUGAAGACUUGGACCCUCCACCAGAACAUACUCCUCCACCCCCGAGGCCACCAAAGCGAACAUCAGAAAUGCUCAAUGGGCGGAUGCAUGAGCACACAGAGUUUUUCCCUAAGCACCCCGUGGUAGAAGAGGAGAUCAGAUGUGCAGUCAGCACUGUGGAGGAGAUGGUGCCCGAUGGCUUACCUGUGCAACUGAGUACAGACAGCACUAGUCAAGACACUGAACUGAGGAGGAGAACUUUGGGUGAAAAUCUGUGUGCCUCACCCCACAAAGAAGAGCCAGUGAAGUCAGAAAACUCAGAAGAGGAUGAUGAGAACAUGAUGUCCACUUGGAAGCCAUUUCUAGUGAAUAUCUGUAUGUUCACUGUCCUCACUGCAGGAGCAUACCUCUGUUACCGGGUAUGUUUUCAUUGAUGGACAGGUCGGCAAGAUUCAGUAUACAGAGAACAACCACCAUUUGACCAGUGUGUAAUCUGCUUCUGUGAAAGAAAUCCAAUUGAGGCAUCUGGGCUUUGUCUCAGUGGCAAUAUUUCUUAGGUUGAAAGGCUGGAACUUUUGGUUAGGGCUUAAAGAGAGAAUUGAUGCACUAGGGUUUAAUUUAGCCCUGUGGUCCCAAGAACAUAAUAUUCUAAUCUCAGGGCCUUAAAAUAUUCAGGAGUAAGCAGAGAAAAUGCCAAAUAAGUCUUGUUUUUUCUUUUUCUUUUUUUAUGGAAUAAUAGAAUUACAACACAUUGUUGUUUUUAGCCUUUUUUAAAAGCCAGUUCUUUUUCUUUGUGUUAUUUCAGAAAGAAACUAGGCACAAGUGAAACUUGCUUGUACUCUCCAAGUGUUGUAACCAAAUACAUGAUUUAUAUUAUUACUGAGUUCCCAAAAAGAGAGAGAAUCCACUUAUUUAGAGAAUCCACAUAACUGAAGAAUGUAAACUUUUUGGAAAGGAGAGGGCUCUUUUUUGUCUCCCUUCACCUAUUAAAGACUGAGUUGUGGGCAGUGCCUGUGGUAUUGAAAUAUUUAAUUAUGGCAUAACUGUUCUUAACUAGCUUCUUGUUUUACAGAUCUUUUAAAAACAGGCUUCUGCAUUUGCUCAGGGUAUCCCAACAUGUCAAACAUUUAACAAAAUGUAUUUCCCCAUUGACUUUUUUGUUGCACUCGACUUGCACCUAUGCCUACUUACAUUGUACCAGUCUCUGUAAAGUUGUUUUUACCUUUAUAUUCUGGGGUGGGAGGAGGGGAGAAAAGCAGGAAGGGAAAUUCAACCAAAACAUGUCCACCAGCAUUUUACAGCUGUUCGGUUGGCAUUUAGAAGGACCAGUUUUUAAACUUCAUUUGGAAUGUAAAUAUCCGGUUUCACUCUUAAACCUGUCUUGUAAGGAGAAUCGUGCUUUGUGCACAAACCAGAAGGAGGCGGAGGAUCCUCAAGGGUGAUGCAAGAAACUAUUGGGAAAGCAUUUCAGUCUAUCUAGAGCAAUUAAUGCCAUGGCAGCUUCCUUAAACUUAAAAGGUCAACAGAAGGCAUGUUGAUCUUCGAACGUACCAGUUGGCUUACCAUGAUGCAAGCAAUUGUGUGGGUUUUUUUCUUCUUUUUUAAGCAAAGAUUUCAAUAUUAACUUUGGUUUGGUUUGCAAAUAUGCUGUUAAAUGAUUGCUGGCGUAAGGGGCGUUAAGUGCCUGAGCUCUGCUGAUAUGGGUGUUGCUAUGCUAGCUCAUAGUGAGAGAAGAGCUGGAUGGUGUAGCGUAUCAAUUAGGAUAAUACAACCAAUCAAUGGUGACACAAUUUGGCACGGUUGGCUGUGCCUACUCAAGAGGCCCAGGAUUUGAAUGGGGUUAGUGCACUAGCAGAGUAGUGACUGGAAGCUUGCAUAGCACUAAACCUAAUUCUCAUCAAUGCUGUUAGAUCUUUCCUAUCAUGAGUACCAAAUUUGUACAUUUUAAACAAUAAUAGAGAAAAAAAUCUUUGCUCAUAGGGCAGAGAUCACAAGCAAAUUCACUGCUUAAAACGGUAGUGGUUCUAGCUAAACCAUGAUGACUGAUCUGCAAGUGUUACUAAUCAGUGCUUUUAAAAUGCAUUCUAGUUGUAUAGCACUUAACCACCAUUCUCAGUGUAAACUUUAUGGAGUAUAUUGUGUAACAGUCCUUUCACUCCAUAUUUAUUUUUUUUCAAAGCUAUUUGUAGCUCUUGCUCUUUCCUUAAAUCCAUAAGGGUGUUGACUUGGGGUGGAAGGGUUGUUUUUGUUUGGGGUUUUUUAAAUGUUAAGCUUGCAUCAAGGGCUUCUCAAAAGUACAAUAAUAAAUGCAUCCUCAGGUAGUAUUGGGAAUUAGAAAUUUACCUGUGAGAUUGUUGGUCAGACCAGUAUGUGAAAGGGGGGAUAUUGUAAGCAAUCAGUAUUUAGUAUAUUAUUGGAAACAUGAAAAAUUGAGUAUAGAAAAAUAAUAAUAUAUAAUGGAUCAUUUGUGUAUUUAAAAUACAGUAUGUGAUUGCUUUGUCCCCAUUAUUCUCUCCAUCUGGUAGAAUAUUGUUCUAAGGCAAUAUUGGAAUCCCCUUUGUAUUAGAAUGCAUGUAAAGUCUUCUAGUGUCCUGAUUAAAUACCAUGUGCUUGAAAGAUUGAAAAGUUAUACUUCUGCUUACUGAUGUGCCCAAAUAAUAUUUGCAUGAUCUGAUCAUUUAAGUGGCUGUGGUUCAAAGGGUAUUGCUGAAAGUGUCUUCAUUCAGUGAUACAGUGACUUGGUGUUUAUCAGGUAACAUGUACUUGCCUAAUAUUUGGCAUGGGUUUUCUAUUCAAUUUCUGCAUACUCGGUGUAACCCAGUUGUUUAGCAUAGUUCAUUUCAUCUGAGUCAGUAUAAUACAAACAUUCCAAAGCGUGUGUUUAAGCCAUAUUCACACCUCACCUUCAGUCAGUUUUGGGCAGCAAAUCUGUCCGCAUUUCAGAAUGACUUGGUGUGCUGCCUUCAGAUACUUGCAUUUGGGAGAUAACUCUGCUUUCGUAAAGGUCACCAAUAAAGCAAGAUUUCCAGGGAGUACUUUGUGACCCCCUUCUUGAUCGCUAGAAACAAAGUAAGACUCGUGAAAGAAAUGACCCAUGACCUGAUUGGGACUUGCAAUAUUAUCCCUUAUUUAGAGAAACGUGAAAGUUGGGAUUGAGGAGAAAGCAUAGCAUCCCUCUUUCAAGUCCAUUUAUACUGUAUAUGCAACCUUUUCCACAAGAUACAACUCAAGACACAUCUCACUGUUCAGAGAGAAAAAGCAGCUCUAGUGAACAUGCUCCUUUCUCCCAGCUAACUUAGCUACUUGGCUUUCAUCUAUUUGAAGUCAAGGAGACCAUGUACUGUAGUAGGUUUAGUGGAAUGCCCUAUAAACCAUGAGGUGUGCAUAAGGCUUAUAAUGCUAAACUGUAAGCAUUUUGUUUUGAUGUCCUGUAUAUGUAUGUAGUAGUUUGGGUGUGUAUAUACAGUAGUGUUUCAAAGUGGGUGUAUUGAUUAACCUAUUCUUGGAAAAGUUGACAAAUAUCCAUGUUAAAAUUGUUAGAAAGUUAGUGAGCUGCUCUGCUAUAUGCCUUAAGCAAAUAUUUACUCAUCAGGUCUUUCUUUUUUACAGAUUGCCAUAGAAUAAACAUUUUUUUAAAAAAAAAUUAAAAAUAAAAAACAAAGCUAAAUGUUUUGGUAUAAUACAUUUUCAGGUAUCCUGUCUUUUGUGUAAGGCGCUGCAAUGACCUCACAGUUUUCAGUAACUGUACAGUUUUUCAAUUUCCCAUACAAGUUUUCAGUUCUCAUUUUAGUUGCAUCAAUAAAACUUUUUUAAAGAAUGGA
Molecule: messenger RNA, 4751 nt
Organism: Pelodiscus sinensis (Chinese soft-shelled turtle)
Lineage: Eukaryota; Metazoa; Chordata; Testudines; Trionychidae
Source: RefSeq, a predicted model, not a curated record